Molecule: messenger RNA, 640 nt
Organism: Bursaphelenchus okinawaensis
Lineage: Eukaryota; Metazoa; Nematoda; Chromadorea; Rhabditida; Aphelenchoididae
Source: the annotation of a GenBank genome assembly
AUGAGUACCGGUCGACUUCUAUUCUUUUCAUACGUGUUGUUUAUAGCCGUAUACGUAGACGGAUUACAUUUGAAAACUUUUGAAAUAGAUUUCACCGACGAUUCUCACGAUAUUAUCCAUGGUCAGUUUACUUUUUUGGUGCUAUCUGAUUAUCCGGGCCUACUGUAGCAUGUUUUACUCUAUCUUACUCUGCUCUACUCUACCCUAGACUAUCCUACCCUAGACUACCCCGCCCUGCCCUAUUCUGCCUUACCCCACCAAAUUCUACCCUACCCUAACCUUCCAUGGAGCUACCAUACGCCACAUCCUAGCUCCACAUUACUUUUUGAAAAAAAGUACCCUACCCAGCCUUAUCUUCUUGUAGUCACAAAAAAAAACUUAUAAUUUUAACCUCCCCCUCCCUCCCUCGCCCCCCCCAAUAAUUUUUAAAUUUUUUAAAUUUCGCAUUUUUUCAGCCGACUGUGGCCAAUUCAAGGACAUCGUAUGCACAAUAAGAUGCGGUUUUCGCGACGGUUUGGCGGACAAAUACAACGAAUGCGCAUGUGUAUGUAGCGAUCGGAAUGUCGAAGACAUGAAGAAGGUCGAGCAAUACCGGAAACGCUACAAAAAUGUCGCACGUUAUGGCGAGAAAGGCUACUGA